Trematosphaeria pertusa is the source of this 780-nucleotide messenger RNA. RefSeq lists its product as uncharacterized. Bases 1 to 780 code for a protein of 259 amino acids. Lineage: Eukaryota; Fungi; Ascomycota; Dothideomycetes; Pleosporales; Trematosphaeriaceae. The transcript has 2 exons. Gene Ontology annotation, biological process: protein phosphorylation. The record is from RefSeq and is a predicted model, not a curated record. Gene Ontology annotation, molecular function: protein kinase activity; ATP binding.
AUGGUACAAGUUCUAAAUGCGGUUCAACGCUUUACACGGGUCGACGGAGGUAUAAAAUUCAUUUGUUCUCAAGUCCUUUUCCGCCAGGACGGCAUCACCUACUGUGCCAGGUCGCCUAGCAGACAUGUGGGACAGGAAGUUGAUGUUGGCAAACUGGACAGCAUCAUGCCUAUUCCUCCCGAGGCUUACUGCCCUCUUCUUCCCCCUGGUUGUGUUAUUGCACCGGACCCCAGUCAUUGUCAUAUCAAAACGCCGAACUUGACGUCGUUCGGCGGUGUAGCAGACCUAGCCGGCCUCGUCCUCCAAGAGCUAGCAACCUGCGAAAUCCUUCGAAAGCACCCGCAUCCAAACAUUGCGACAUACUACGGCUGCCUAGCCUCUGGUGGUCGAGUUAUCGCUCUCUGCUUCAAGGGGUACCCAGAGAGUCUGAUGGACAAGAUUAAUCCCGGCCAUCUCAACAAGUCUGCGUUCAUUCUCUCAGAAGACCGGGGCGCUGAACGGAAGAAGGCGGCGCGUUAUCUCCCUGGCAUUGAAGAAGGGAUUCGGCACCUGCACGCCCACGGCCGCAUUCACAACGACCCGAAUCCCGCGAAUGUAAUGAUUAGCGAAGACGACGCGCCAGUUAUUAUUGAUUUCGAUUCUAGCAGCGCCCCUGGUACAGGGCUCGACAAAGUGAAACGUACAUACGGAUACAAUGACUUCGAUGCUCUGGCGGAAUUGCGUGUAUGGCUGACUGGGUCCUCUCCAACAGAGUUUCAAUUCAAAGAGUGGACGAGUUAA